AUGGCCGCUUUCCGCAGAGUGGCAGCGGCGGCGGGCAGGCUUAACCUCUGGUCGGCGGCGAGGAGCGAGCUGGUCGGCGGUCAGACGGCGAGUGGAGGCAGGGCUCGGAGAUGGCUGGCGGUCGGGACGUGCGUCGCGACCGGAGGCGCCGUGGCUCUUUACUUCUACGGUGAUAUGUGGAGCGACAGAGAGAGGAAGAGGAUGAGGAGGCGCAGCAUCAACGGUCUGCUGCCGUCCAUCCCGACGGUUGAAGCCAAGGAGAAGGCGCGUCCGUAUGACUUCGAGGAUGGAGACGUGUACAUGUCUUCCCACGAGUAUCGCUUCCGCAUGUUCAGCUCCGUGGAGUAUGAAGGACAGCUGUACAUGACCCCGCAGAAUUUCAUCGAGUCCGUUACCAUGAGUGAACCGAGAAACAAGAGGCCCUGGAGGUCCCUGACCAAACAGGAGCUGGAGAAGAUCCUGACAGACACUCCUCCAGUAUGGAGGGGAUCCUCCAAACUGUUCCGCAACCUGAGAGAACGAGGCAUCAUCUCAUACACAGAGUACUUGUUCCUGCUCUGCAUCCUGACAAAGCCUCACGCUGGCUUUAAGAUUGCUUUCAAUAUGUUUGAUGCAGACGGCAACCAGAUGGUGGACAAGAGGGAGUUCAUGGUGCUGCAGGAGAUCUUCCGGAAGAAAAAUGAGAAGAAAGGAAGGAAAGGAGAUGCUGAGAAGUCAGCGCAGUUGCGAGCAGAUGAGACCAUCACAAUUGACACCACGCUAUUGGUCCAUUUCUUUGGGAAGAAAGGAAAGGCAGAGCUUACCUUUGAUGACUUCUACAGAUUUAUGGAUAACCUGCAGACGGAGGUGCUGGAAAUCGAGUUUUUGACUUACUCGAAAGGGAUGACCAUCAUCAGCGAGGAAGAUUUUGCCAAAAUCCUGCUGCGCUUCACUAACGUGGAGAACAUCAGCGCCUACCUGGAGAAUGUCCGCCAGUGUAUACCUGAUGAAAAGGGAAUCACAUUUGAUGAGUUCAGAUCCUUCUUCCAGUUUCUCAACAACCUCGAAGACUUUGCCAUCGCCAUGCAGAUGUACAAUUUUGCUUCACGUUCCAUUGGACAAGAUGAGUUUGCAAGAGCAGUGUAUGUGGCCACGGGGCUCAAGCUGACGCGUCACCUUGUUCACACCAUCUUCAAGAUAUUUGACGUCGAUCACGAUGACCAGCUCUCGUACAAGGAGUUCAUCGGCAUCAUGAAGGACCGGCUGCACAGGGGAGCCAGGGUGAAGGGCCAACAGCACGCCUCCUUCUCCAGCUGUGUUCGCUCUGAGGCCAGGAGACAACUUCACCAGCUGCGGAGGAGGUACCAGGAGAAGCCGUAGAGGACAGAGGAAAAUUCUGCUGUGCUCCGACUUUAUUCAGUCAGCGGUCGAGUUAGCAGCAUUUGUUUUCAGCCACAAAAUCUUCCAUUGACUACCAAGUCAGAUAAUAACUAAAAGCAUGACUGUGCCACACCGGACUGAUGCUGUCAAUACUUAUAAUAAGCAACAUCAUUCCUUUUUCUGGUUGCUUUUUUCCCCCCCAGACAUCUAUUUUGAUUUGAUAUCAGUGAUUCAGAGUGUGAGUUGUAACUGAAAGAGCACAAGAACUAUGAAUUAAAUUCGAGGUCAUAUUAUCCAUGUAAAAUUAACAACAAUAAUUUAAAAAUAAAAUCUGCAAAAGACUAAACUAGCAGAAUGGAUUGAAGAUAUUGUAAAUAUGUAUUGUCCUCACCUUAUUUUAAUUAUACCAGCGUGUUUCCUCUUACAUUUUCUUCCAUACCAUCUAUCCACCUGCUUGUUAUUGCACUGAGAGAGUAUAUAAACACUACCGCUACAGUUAUAAAUGCAAUAUUAUCCUCAUAUUACAGCAGCACUUGAGAUGUCUUUGGGUUGGAUGUGACAACAUACAGUUGGAAUGACAAAGGAAGAGUUCUUUUAUGUUAACAUUCAAUAUUUUAUGUGACUGAAUCCUUCAUGUCUUAACCUGUUUUGUGUUUGAAAGGCUUAGGUGCAUGUACCUCAUAGAUACCCACAUCGGUGCCUUCUAUCCAUUCCCCUUGUCAUCCGGAAACCUGUCACAGUAACCCAGACUUUUGAAGCAGUUAAUUAACACUGUGUAGCUGUUAGCAGCAACAGAAUGGCCAAACGUGUGCAAUUAUUACUUUAUUUGUGUUAUAUGUGAUUAGUAUUACCCAGAGGCAUUGCUGAAUGUUGGGUAAACCGGGAUAAGACGCCUCCCUUAAGAACAAUGUCUGUUUGCUUUUCAAAUAUAUAUAUAUAUAUAUUGAAUUUCAAUAUUUACACAGGAAGUAUGCUGAAGUAAACACAUUUUGAGGGUAAUUACAUCAUACCAGACUAUAACUUCAUUCUAAACCAUUAAAAAAUCCUGGAAAAGGCGGCAUCUUCCUUGGGUCAAGGGGAUAAUGCAAGCUUAUUUAUAUGCAAGACUAACUUUAUUGUGAAAUGUUGAUGUGACUCUUAUUUUAACUGCAAUAUAAAUGUUUGACAUAUAUAGACAUAUAUAAAAAUGGUUUUGUUGUUGGCUGUUAAUUUAGAAAUUCUAGGCUUAGGACAGAAGCUAUGACUUUUAUUAUAAUCUGUAUUACUAUUGAAAUUCCUGACUUAACAAUGUCAGGUCACCGGGGAUGCUUUGCCUACAGUAGAAAGAAAUUCUUUUGGAGGAAAAGCAUCCCCGUAAAAGCAUUUUUAAUCUUUUUGUUCAUUUGUUUUGUUCAAACUAGUAGAUAAGUUUGACUGUCGUGUGAACAGUACAAGGAUUUCAGUGCUUUUCAAAAGAUCAGCAAGGCCACUGUCAUCAAAAAACCUGAAAUGAAAAAUGUGCUGUAUAUAGUGGUAAGGAGAGUGAAAUGUUGGGGGGUUGUUACCCCCAGUUUACCCACAUUUUUAGAUGCCAUGGUGUAAAAUAUGGGAAAUAAUUUGAAUAUAUUGAAAUGGAAAAAGUCUUGAUGUUUUCGGGAUGCUGAAGUUAUUUGUCAUAAUGUGAUUUAUUGUCACAUUUGCAAUAAUCACGUGUUUGUCCCAUCAGCGGAUCUGGUGAAUGAAUUUUCAUGCAUGAAUAAACUAUUUUAGGAAAAGA
Molecule: messenger RNA, 3115 nt
Organism: Stegastes partitus (bicolor damselfish)
Lineage: Eukaryota; Metazoa; Chordata; Actinopteri; Pomacentridae
Gene: micu3a
Product: mitochondrial calcium uptake family, member 3a
Exons: 12
Coding region: 1-1359 (452 amino acids)
Biological process (GO): calcium import into the mitochondrion; mitochondrial calcium ion homeostasis
Cellular component (GO): uniplex complex
Molecular function (GO): calcium ion binding
Source: RefSeq, a predicted model, not a curated record